Molecule: messenger RNA, 1059 nt
Organism: Ornithodoros turicata
Lineage: Eukaryota; Metazoa; Arthropoda; Arachnida; Ixodida; Argasidae
Exons: 1
Coding region: 1-1059 (352 amino acids)
Source: RefSeq, a predicted model, not a curated record
AUGAAUACUAGGAAAAUAACGCUUCAGCAGUUCGGCGGCACACGUGCCUUCACAAAUCACGCCGCUGAAAGGAACAUUCAACGGUUUUUGGAUAUAGACGACUUCAGCAGGGUUAUCAUCGCACGUAAGGAAGCGGAGCUUCUUGAACACAAACGGCGAUCAGCAGCACACCAGCACAAGCUUAGUGUGCUUUGCCCGAAAUAUUCCGGGCUGGACGACAGUACAACUGUGAUCAACCUCUCUUCCAAACGACUGGACGACGACCACACCUCCGUGCUAACUAAAGGUAUGAACUACGCCAUCAUUCCCCGAAGCAUACCUGUUAGCGAGAUUGUGUCGGAAGUAGAAGACAGACUGCGGCCAGUCAAAGAUAAAAUAGCAGCCAUAGCGGCGAGGAACAAAGUAAUCGGAAUACUACAGAACGCAAACCUUCCGCCUAAAAACAUCACAAAAGCUGAACAGAAUGCUCUAAAAGACCUUCGCAACGACGAUACAAUUGUUAUUUUGCACGCCGAUAAAAGCAAAGCGACUGUGAUACUGAAUCGUGACGAUUACGACAGCAAGAUGGAGUCCAUCCUUCAAGACCGCUCCCAUUUCACCGAACAAUCGUGUGACCCAACAGCUGCAUCUGAGAGAAAGAUUGUUGCCGCGCUCAGGAAACUCAGAACCAAGAAACUCAUUACGGACAGUCUGUACUGGAAACUUUUCACCUCCGACGGAGCGACACCGAAGAUAUAUGGCCUACCGAAAGUUCACAAGAACAGUUGUCCUCUGCGCCCCAUUGUGUCCUUCAUAGGUGCACCGUCCUAUAACGUGUCUAAAUUCCUGGCUGAACUGUUGGCACCUUUAAUGUACAAUAGCGACCGGUCGGUGAAGAACUCUGCGGUAUUUUGUGAGCUCAUCCGUGACAUCCGCAUAGACGAUGGCGACGUCGUGAUGUCUUUUGAUGUCAUCUCCCUGUUUACAAACGUGCCCAUUGACGUAGCUCUGUCCGUAGUUCGAACGAAGCUGAGAGCUGAUGUUGACUUAGAAGACCGCACUGAUCUGAGGACAUUUUAG